AUGACAGCUCUAUCGCACGCUCUAGACGAGCUCGGUCUGCGGACCAUGUACCACUCCACCCGAGACGUCAAGUUCCUCUGCGCCCAGCGUUUCGUACGACUCUUCGCGUAUGGCGGGUCAACGCUCAUCCUCGCAUCAUAUCUAUCGGCUAUUGGAGUCACGGAUGACCGAAUUGGUCUGUUUAUGACCCUUACACUGGUCGGCGAUGUGGUGAUUAGCUUCUUUCUUACCCUGUUCGCGGACGCGAUGGGUCGCAAGGCUGUGUUGGCGCUGGGAUCGGCGUUGAUGGCUGGUAGUGGCGUUGUUUUUGCGCUGUCUGGGAAUUUUUGGGUGCUCCUUGCGGCGGCGGUGUUUGGAGUUAUUAGUCCAAGUGGUAACGAGAUUGGACCCUUCCGCGCUGUGGAGGAGUCGACUCUGGCUCAUCUUACGCCGCACGAGAAAUUGCCUGAUGUAUUUGCGUGGUACUCGCUGGUUGGAACUGCGGGUACCGCACUCGGUCAAUUGAUCUGUGGGUGGACGAUAAGCUCACUGCAAGACCUGCACGGAUGGGCCUUUAUUCCGUCCUGCCGUAUCAUUUUCUUCGUCUAUGCGGGCGUUGGUCUUGUCAAGCUCAUCCUUACACUUGCUCUGACCCGCAAGGUUGAGACAGCUAAGAAGCAGGAGCAACAGAAUGGCGAAACUCGCCCGCUGCUUGCUGAUCAGGCGCCCGUGGAGCAGCAGCCUGCACCGAAAAAGUCCUUGUUCGCAUCUAUCGAGAAGGAUCUAUGGUCGCUCGUGAUUCGAUUGUUUAUUUUGUUCGGUAUCGACUCGUUUGCGUCGGGGCUGGCAUCUCUAUCCUGGAUGACAUACUUCUUCCACCGCAAGUUCAGCUUGCCCGAGGGCGAACUCGGGACUAUCUUCUUCGUGACGAGCUCUAUCUCUGCGGCAUCAAUGCUAGUCGCAUCCUCGAUCGCUAAGCGUAUCGGCAAUGUGAAGACAAUGGUAUUCACACACUUGCCCUCGGCAAUCUGUCUAGCCCUGAUCUCCGUCCCCAAUAGCUUACCGCUAGCGCUGACAUUCCUCGUCCUGCGCGCAUGUUCGCAAAACAUGGAUGUCGCACCGCGCUCUGCCUUCCUCGCCGCAGCACUGCCCUCUGACAAGCGCACCGCCAUCAUGGGCGCCGUCAACGUGGUGAAAACCACCAGUCAAAGUCUAGGUCCACUGCUAACCGGCAUUCUUGCGCGUAACAACAUGUUUGGCGUGUCGUUUAUCAUCGCUGGUUGUUUAAAGGUUAGCUAUGAUUUGGGCAUGUUGGUGAGUUUUGCGGGGAAGGAGGCGGAGAAGAGGAAGCAGACUGCUCGUGAGACUGCUGGGGAUGAGGAGGAGACUCAGUAG
Messenger RNA from Penicillium subrubescens, 1374 nucleotides. RefSeq names its product putative MFS transporter. The coding region runs from base 1 to 1374 and encodes 457 amino acids. The record is from RefSeq and is a predicted model, not a curated record. NCBI's taxonomy places the organism in Eukaryota, Fungi, Ascomycota, Eurotiomycetes, Eurotiales, Aspergillaceae. Gene Ontology annotation, cellular component: fungal-type vacuole membrane. The transcript has 4 exons. Gene Ontology annotation, biological process: transmembrane transport. Gene Ontology annotation, molecular function: transmembrane transporter activity.